Chaetomium strumarium is the source of this 1590-nucleotide messenger RNA. Its product is annotated as Alpha/Beta hydrolase protein. The record is from RefSeq and is a predicted model, not a curated record. Bases 294 to 1250 code for a protein of 318 amino acids. Gene Ontology annotation, cellular component: membrane. Lineage: Eukaryota; Fungi; Ascomycota; Sordariomycetes; Sordariales; Chaetomiaceae. The transcript has 2 exons. Gene Ontology annotation, molecular function: monoacylglycerol lipase activity.
UGUUCGGCGUAAAGGGAACUGUAUCUUGGUUACAGCGGAGUUUUUCAACGGAGCUAUAAUGUCGAUAACAUCUCGGGCUCAUAUUUGUUUUCAAUCCAAGUAUAAGGAAUGGACAACAUCACCUACCUCGCUGAGCUGCGCCUUUUGUUUGUCAAUAAGCACGUGAACGCCAUCGGAUUUAGUACAUCCAUUGGAGCCCCGCAGGACUCAGGGUGUCAUACACACUUCCCCAUUGCAUAUUCAAUCGUCUUGUUUCAAUGUUGAUUGCGUCUAUAUCUUAGCAGCUCGGCAAAAUGGUCAUCGAGAAGGAAGACACUUUCCAGACUGGAGGUGUCAGCCUCUACACCAAGUCAUGGCUGCCCGACGGCCCAACGAAGGCCAAAUUGAUCUUCAUCCACGGUUUCAGCGACCACGUCGGCCGCUACUAUAACUUCUUCCCAUCCCUCGCGGCCCGCGGCAUCGCCGUCCACGGGCUCGACCAGCGCGGCUGGGGCCGCUCCGUGCGCAAGCCAGCCGACAGGGGGCUCACGGGCCCCACCACCCAGGUGCUCGCCGACAUGGCCGCCUUCAUCACCCACCACCUGUCAACAAGAACAACAGCGACGACGACGACGCCGACGACCUCCCCCGCGACGGCGGACCCGCCCGUGUUUGUCAUGGGCCACUCCAUGGGCGGCGGCCAGGUGUUGACGCUAGCCUGCCACCCGGACUACCAGGAGAAGCUCGUGCGCCACGUCCGCGGCUGGCUGCUCGAGGCCCCCUUCAUCGGCUUCUCGCCCGAGGAGCAGCCCAACCCGGUGAAGGUGCUGGCGGGCCGCCUGGCCGGCAAGCUGCUGCCGCACCGCCAGCUGAAGCACGAGGUGCAGCCGGAGCAUCUGAGCCGCGAUCCGGCGGUCGUCCGGAGCAUCCGCGAGGACCCGCUCAUGCACAACACGGGCACGCUGGAGGGGCUGGCUGGCUUGCUGGACCGGACGGCGGCGCUGGCGACGGGCCAGGUCCGGCCGUUGCCGGGAGGGGCGCUGCGCAGUUUGUGGGUCGGACACGGCACGGCUGACAAGACGACUUGGUUUGAUGCUACCAAGAAGUACUUUGAUGAGUGCACGGCCGAGGUCAAGGACCGGACCUUCAAGGCGUAUGAGGGGUGGUAUCACCAGUUGCAUGCCGAUGGGCCGGACAGCGAGGAGUUCUACAGGGAUGUUGGGGAUUGGAUUCUGGCGCGGUGUGAGAAUGCGCCGGAGGCGAAGCUCUGAAGUGACAUUGUAAGGGAUUGGGGGGGGGGCUUGGAUUUAAAUCUAGAUAUAUUAUCUGUUCAUUGCGGAUGUUUUCGUAUCUAUUGUAUUUACGUCUUGGAGAGAAAAGUCUUCAUUGGAAACCAUCCGACCGUAUGGCAUACCUACCUACUUGAAAAGGAUGUUCGAAUAUAUGCCAUUACCCUACCUAGGUAUAAUAUGGCUGGGGAAAGGAUGAACGGCGCAUGCUUGUAUCUACUGUCAGUAUUGCGCCCAGACCAACGAGAUCUGAACAGACUGACUGUAGGGGCUACCACAGAUCACAAGUUGUUGCCGCUUGAGAUUCCUUCUGUCAGUUGUG